Messenger RNA from Hyalella azteca, 5545 nucleotides. RefSeq names its product G1/S-specific cyclin-D2. Lineage: Eukaryota; Metazoa; Arthropoda; Malacostraca; Amphipoda; Hyalellidae. The record is from RefSeq and is a predicted model, not a curated record. Gene Ontology annotation, cellular component: cytoplasm; cyclin-dependent protein kinase holoenzyme complex; nucleus. The transcript has 5 exons. Gene Ontology annotation, molecular function: cyclin-dependent protein serine/threonine kinase regulator activity. Gene Ontology annotation, biological process: regulation of cyclin-dependent protein serine/threonine kinase activity; positive regulation of G1/S transition of mitotic cell cycle; mitotic cell cycle phase transition. Bases 1 to 1077 code for a protein of 358 amino acids.
AUGGCAACCCGCAUCGACAACGACCGCACUCGAUCAUUAGAUUGUCCUAGAUCUGAGCUAGAUCUUGCGAUCCUCGAUCACGAUAAAACGAUCGCAAACUUGAUCGAGUUAGAGUCGAAGAACACACCGCUCGUACCGCGUCACAAACUCGAGCCUGCGUGCAGGAAACUGGUCGUCACNGUACCGCGUCACAAACUCGAGCCUGCGUGCAGGAAGCUGGUCGUCACUUGGAUGCUUGAGGUGUGUGAGGAGCAACACUGCGAGGACCAAGUCUUCGUGGUGGCCGUCUCACUUUUGGACAAAUUUCUGAGUGUAGUGUCCAUCCGCAAGACGCAGCUGCAGCUUCUGGCCGCCGUGUGCCUGUUGCUGUCCUCCAAGCUGCGGCAGAGCCACUUCCUGUCCGUCGACCUCCUCGCGUAUUAUACGGACAACUCCAUCACACGGGACGAAAUUACGCAAUGGGAGGUGCUCGUGGUGGCUAAGCUGGGCUGGGACCUGGGCCACGUCACGGCGCUGGACUUCGUUGACAGUUUGCUGCGUCGCCUCGCUGUCACCGGCGACAACAUCGUCCGGCGACACGCGCUCACCUUCGUCGCCCUCGCCGCUACAGAAUCAGAUUUUGUUGGUACGAAGCCUUCGCUGAUCGCGACGGCGGCAAUCGUGUCAGCUGUGCGAGGGAUUUAUCCUCAUCUCGGCAAACCAGCCAUGGAAAUUUUAUCCCAAUGUUUGCGGACAGACAUGAAUGAAGUCAAGUAUGUAUUGGACACACUAGAACGCACGGUGGACAGAACUUCAAAAGAAGGAUCAAGUUGUGGGGACUUGUCAUACUCUUCCGAGGCGUCGGACGAUUCUCACAGCAGUAGCCUAAGUAGUAGUUAUAACAAUAAGCUUAGUGUUAAUCUACCCCCUAAUAAACAAAUGUCCAGAACAGCGCAUGUAGAUCCCAACUACAUCUGCUACUCCCCUCUACAAGACGACUCCCUCAAUGGCAGCGUCGAGGACUCCCAAAGUGGGAGUUCAGAUUACGAAGGUUAUGAAACUCCCACUGAUAUAACUGAUGUACACUUCGCAGAAUAAGACUUAAUAUUAUUUAUCUAGUUCAGUCAUGCUACAACAGAGCAGAUGUAAAAUAUUGCUCAUGAUUCUCAUCGCUAAUGUUUAUCGUGCAAAUGUUUCAUGAUCUCAACCUUACUCAAAAUACCGUUAUUUCUCAAUUUUCAUCCUGCAUAAACAGCGUUAACAUUCGAUUAUAAGACAUAAAAUUUCUAAAAUUCUGGAUUGAAAAUUAAGGAAGCUAAGGCAUGGACAAUGGAAGAAGUAAACUGUGUUCAGUUAAGGUUUAUUUCGUUCACUGCACAGAAACUCAGGCCUCGUACCUAUAUAUUGUAACUCUAGUGCUAUUCGUACGCCACAUGUACAAAAGUAUUCGAUGACCGCACGUACAAAAAAUGCAUAACGUUGCGCGUAGCUUCCUAUUGGUUUAAGAUAAUCAUCUUAUUUUUAUUUUAUUAAUUAAUCAUCCUCCUGCAAUCCACUUUGUACAUUGGUAUCUUCACCACGUUUUUCAUCAAUGCCGUAGCAACGGUCCAACUUUACCUCAUUUGUGAUUUCAACAGUCCAUUUCUUAUUGAAGUUUUGUGUUCAACAGUCCCUUUUGUAUCGCAUUUGUGUGUUCAAUAGUUCAUUUCUUAUAACAUUUUGUGUUCAAUAGUUCAUUUCUUAUAGCAGUUUUGUGUUCAACAGUAAAAUUUUGACAUCAAACUGCGUUCUUGACGGUGGGCCGAUAUGGCUAUGUGAGUGCAAACAAAAUUUUAUGCAUUUCAUUCUUGUACGAGACCAUUGGUUUUGCCACUUGUGAUUGCUAGUAGUAUUGCUAAAAUGAUUUAUUUUUGUAGUCAUCAAAUUCAUAAAAUAUAUGUUCUCUAGUCAAACCCUCUGCAACCACACAACCUGGUCUAAAUAAUUUCUUAUUUCAACUAAAAUGUUGAAAAGUUCGAUGCUAAACCGGCCCAGGUUCUAUCAUCUUCAAAAUAACUUGAAUGCUUUGAAAAUCUCGUAAAGGUAACGAAUAUUAGUAUCUUUAGCCAUAAGUCAUUUUUAUGAAUUUUGCAAACUAAGAAAAAUGACAUCAACAGAAAAUAGAAAUUUUAAAAACUCACAUUUCUCGUCGAAUAAGUGAAAAUUCUGCGCGUUGAAAACAUUCAUAUACUCUAUGGGAUACGCAGUUUAUUUAUGUUCAUACAAUUUAUAAUUAAGAUAUUUUAAUGGGAGCUAGCCUCGGGCUCGCAUCACCAGCUCACAGGCACGUAUAGUUCAAGGUAUUACUUGUCGAAUAUCACAAAAAAAUUCGCGUUUUAGAAUGUCUCGUGCGCAUAAAAAAUAAUUUUAAGAAACAAUUUUUAUUUUAAUUAGGAAAGAGAUGUUGGCGCACAAGUGCGUUAAGGUUCAUGAUCAAAUUAAAAGACUAUUUAGCCUUAACUUUUAAACUUAAAAACAUGCCUGCAAGUUUCAUUCAGAAUUUUUGAAUAUGAUGCAUAAUUGAAGAAUGAAAUUCUUUAAAAAAUUCUUUGAAUACCUAAGACUUUGAAAUGUGGAUUGUUUUGCAGAGAACCUAUUCAAUAUUCUGUGUAAUUUCAUCGUGUAUAAAUAUUUCAAUGUAUUGUUAAAAAGCUCAAGGAAAUAUUCGAGCAUCUAAAACGCUCCAGAUAUAAUUAUGUUUACAACGAAACUCUAAAAGUUCUGGACUUUAAAUGAAAGUUACGACCAAGUUAAAUUCAUUGAACUGGGGCUACCUCAGCCAUGGCGCUUAUGUCUCAUAUAAGACAUACCAAACAAUAUCAUGGCAUCCUCAGCCAUGUCUCGUGUCUCACGAGACAUACCAGCUCCAUGUAUAGUAAACUGCUGUAUACUGUCAUCCUUACGUACAGUAUACUGCUGUAAACUGUACAGCCUUACGUACAGUAUACUGCUGUAAACUGUACAGCCUUACGUAUAGUAUACUGCUAUAAACUGUACAACCCCACGCACAGUAUACUGCUAUAUACAGCACAGCCUUACGUACAGUAUACUGCUGUAUACUGUACAGCCUAACGUACAACCAGUAACCAAAGAACAGUCUCAGCCAUACUCCUGACCUCUUGUUGAAGCCGCAUCUGAAGUUAAUUAUUUUAACAACUCAUAUAGGAGUUUAUUCAUAUCGGUCUCUUCCUCGCAUCAGAACUGAACGCUCAGGUACGCCUAUUUUGUUUGUUUUUGUCAUGCCGCAUUAAACUACCGACGUUUGACCUUUUGAUCUCUUGGACGAAUCGGGACUAAGUUAUUAGUUAGCACCUAACGAGGUUUUUUAUUGAAGUGUGUUAUGUUGAAUGCAGCGUUUUGUUAGGGGCCGUUUCUUGUUCUGAGACUGAUCCUCAACCUAUCCAAGUAAAGGCCAGUAUGCGUGUCCUUCACAUUCGUACUCGUGCCUCAAAUUUGGGAAAAUUUCGUACUCGGGCCUCAAAUUUUGGAAAAUUUCGUACUCGUGCCUUAAAUUUGGGAAAAUUUUGGCAGAUUUUAGCAAAUUAGAUUAUAAUUUUAGGUGCAUAUAUGAUUUCGCUGAAUUAUUGCUUAUAUGUUAUACCCUUUACUCCCGAUCUUCAAUUCUCUUAUAUUAAUUUAAACCUUUCUAUUUGAAUUCAAAACAUGGAUGAAUUUUGACGAAUAUGACGCUUGGGUAAAGAAUAACUGCUAAGAAAUAAUUAAAAUAAGUCCUUUUGUUAGGUAUGAAUAUCGUUAGGAAUGUCGUCUGUCAUGUCUUUGGAAAUCCAAUUCGCUAAAUGGCUUUUAGUGAAUUUAAAUUUUGGCUUUUAAAUUGUAACUUUUUUUGAGUCAGGCCUUUGAUUUAUAAAUCUCUUCCAGGUAACGAAGUUGAUUAUCUUUUCCACUUAAGUAAAUUAUGUAAGUUUGAAGUAUCAGACGCCUUUUUCUUCGUAGUAGUCAACCAUUUAAAUAAAAUAUUCAUAAAAUGUAACUUUAUAUUCCUCAUAAUUGAAGGAUUUCUAGCGAUCCCCGUAGUUUCGGAAAGAUCUAUGGAGAUUUUAAUAUAAUAUUUUUUCUCGUUCCAAAAUGAAGUGAACUCAGUUGCUUUGUUGUUUGUAUGAUGGCGGUUAAAAGUUGAAUUUAAGACAAAAUGAAUGCAGAUUUAUGUUGAUUACUUUGUACUAAUAAUUAAGUUUAUCGUUUUAUCGUGCGGCAAAAAGAUACAGUUGGUUAUUAUUGAAAUUCUAACUCGUUGAAAUUUGUUAAUGUUGAGAAUAUGUAGGUUGAAUUUGUGUAUUUUAGGAGCAGCUGAUGUUCAAUUCAUCCGUGAUGUUUUGCCACUUCAUUUAUUAGCCUAAACAAAGCAUUUUCUUCCAUUUCACCUAAAUAAUCGGAUAAUUGAUUGCCCAUCGAUGAUUCGCUUCGUAUUGCCAUGUACAUGAUAUUAAUCACUUAGACAAUAUUAAUAUUAUCAUGUAGAUUAUAUUGAUCACUUAGACAAUAUUAAUAUUAUCAUGUAGAUUACAUUGAUCACUUAGACAAUAUUAAUAUUAUCAUGUAGAUUAUAUUGAUCACUUAGACAAUAUUAAUAUUAUCAUGUAGAUUAUAUUGAUCACUUAGACAAUAUUAAUAUAUUCAUGUAGAGAAUAUUAAUAUUGUGAUGUAGACGAUAUCAAUAUUGUCAUGUAGGCAGCAUGCGAGGUGGAAUUGAUGAAUAGUUUACGAGUAUUCAAAUCUUUUGUCUGAACCAAAGAUGAUGCUAGCGCUUGUUUGAUCAUGAUGACAAUGAUAAUAUGUUGGUGAUGACAACGAUAAUGAAGACGUAAUGAAGACGAUAACGACGAAGAUUAUGAUAACGCUAGCAUAGUUCGAACACCCGUUUUAAGUCGCUUUUUUGGAUAGUUUUCGGGCUCAAUGAAGUGUUGCUAUACCGCCAGGGUUAAAUUCCUAGUUACUGAACAUUUUAGUUUAUAUUUGCUGAUACCAUUUUAUAUGUUGAUUCGCUUCUACGAAUUUAGAGCCUCUUACUGGCGUUUAUUAAACAAUACAUUGAAUUUCUAUUAAUAUUUAACGUUGAAAUUAUAUGUUAUGUUCCUUAUUAACGGCACAUAGAAUAGAAUUUUUCAAAUGGCUCAUUAAAUGUCACUUUUAAUUACUCAUUAAAUGUUAUCAAUUGAGCUGAAUGUUGAAAUCUCUAUUAAAAUUACCAGCGUGUCCCAUAAUGGGCUAUUCAAAACGCUAUUCAUCGGCCGCCAAUAGUAAUUUAAUGAUAUCUAUCAUUUUUUUUAUAUUUCGAUGAUAGCGAUGACUUUUUAUAUUUCCAAGAUACUAAUGAUUUUUAUACUUUGAUGAAAGCGAUAAUUUUUAUUAUUGUGGCUAUGCGUCGCAGAUCUCAUGUAGGUAGGCUAGGCCUCCUCAGGCUAGGCCCGCUCUGUUCGUUGUGAAGAACUUCGUAAGUUACACUCAUAAAAUGAACUGGGGUCAUACUUUCAAAACUCGCCAAGUGAACGUAAGUACUUACGCUUUA